AUGUCGCCAUCACCAGCUCAGAAGAAUAUGCACCUGGCCAUUUAUUUUAUCACCAUCCUCACUGGAUUCCCAACAAACCUACUGGCGCUCCAUGCCUUGAUCCGAAAGCUGCGCAACAAGGCCACGCCCAAUGCCAUCCUCCUCUUCAACUUGACUAUUUCAGAUCUAUCGUUCCUAACGUUCCUCCCUUUCAAGGUAGCUGAAAUCUAUCAAGGCCAGUGGAAAAUGCCAUCGUUCCUAUGCCCUCUCAGUGGCUUGUUCUACUUCAGCACCAUUUACUCCUCCACCUUGUUCCUGACUGCUGUCAGUGUUGAGAGGUUCCUGGGAGUGGCCUACCCUCUAAAAUACAAACUGUAUCGCAACCCCAGCUAUGCCGCAGCUAUAAGUGGCUUCUUGUGGGUCUGUUCCUUUGCUCACUGUAGCAUUGUCUACGUUACGGAAUACAACCAUGAUGCCAAUACCAGUAUGAGGAUUGUCUGUUACGACAACUUCACUGAGAAACAGAUGGAAGUCCUUGGGCCUUUUCGCCUUGAGUUAGGAAUAGUGCUUUUCUGCUUUCCAUUCCUCAUAACCUGCUUCUGCUACUGCAGCUUUAUCAGGAUUCUGGUAUCUUCUCCCCAUAUCCACAGAGAGAAGAAGCAAAGGGCCAUUGGACUGGUCAUUACCACUUUGAGUGUCUUCGCUAUAUGCUUCGCUCCUUACAAUGCUUCUCACUUGGUUGGGUUUGUGCAGAGGAAGAACGUAGCUUGGAGAGAUGAGGCCCUGCUCCUCAGUACCCUCAACGCUUGCCUGGAUCCCAUCAUAUUUUACUUCUCUUCCACUGCCGUACAGCAUUCCUGCAGGAGCUGCUUAGUAAAGCUGGGCCUCUGUAAAACUCAUUCAACACUUCAAAAAAUUAUCGGCAAACCCCACAUGAAAACUAGCCCACCUGACAUUUCUGAUAGCCAAAUUCAUAGUUCAAAGUUUUAAUAUUUCAAAGUUGUGACCAAGACUUAUCAUGGUGAUGUUACUAUUGUCGCAAAACCAUCUAAAGGGGGGGAUUACUUGGGCCCAGUGCGUGUAUCAAAAGGAUACAAUGGUACAUUCCAAUAAUAUACAGAUGUGUGACAAUGGCUCCUGCAGUGGUAUGAUCCCAGGACUUUUAGGGGGUUAUUUAUCAAAAUCCAAAAAUAUCACAUUUAUUUCUGAAAUAAACUCCGACCGAAU
Molecule: messenger RNA, 1206 nt
Organism: Xenopus laevis (African clawed frog)
Lineage: Eukaryota; Metazoa; Chordata; Amphibia; Anura; Pipidae
Product: free fatty acid receptor 2-like
Exons: 1
Coding region: 1-969 (322 amino acids)
Source: RefSeq, a predicted model, not a curated record